Molecule: messenger RNA, 1378 nt
Organism: Peromyscus maniculatus bairdii (prairie deer mouse)
Lineage: Eukaryota; Metazoa; Chordata; Mammalia; Rodentia; Cricetidae
Source: RefSeq, a predicted model, not a curated record
CCAGGCGACAGCGUGCAGGAGGGCCGGGGGCUUCUGCAGCCGCGAGAGGCGGGAUCUCCCCCCCCGAAGGGGCGGGGCUUAGCGGCUCGGGCCCCCGUGAGUGGAGGCUCCGCGGGGCGGGGGCGGGGUCUGGCUGCGCGUGCUCAGUGCGAUCCCGUCCCUGUCCCGCCUGCCCGCUGCGCCAUGGACUUUGGCUCCGCUCGGCGAGCCGUGCUUCAGCUGCUCGGGACCACGGCUCCAGCAGAUGUCCCGGCGCUGCUCCACUGGAUGCGAACUACCCGCGAUUUUGAUGAGCUCACUCGAGAUAACCGCGACGCCGUGUUGAAGAACGUGGCCGACGACCUCCGCUGCCGCCUGCCCCCAGAGGCCGUGCUGGGCUCGGAACAGCGAGCCCUGCAGAAGAUACGACAGCAGCCGGAACCCACAGUUCACGUUGAUGCAUUCCUUUAUGAUGAAGACGUCAUUGAUUCAUUGUGUGAGGAAGGAAAAAUGAGCAGAAACUUCUGUACUGUGUGUGGCUCUCACCGGACGGCACCUUUGGGAUUUAUUUCUCAUUCCUUCUCCCUCAUGGAGCUGAAGUUCAUCUAUCUCCAUGUACUGCCCGACCUGUCAGGGAAGCUCUUGGUUGACAUUGGCUCCAGACUUGGCACAGUGCUCUAUGGGGUAAAGUCCAGCUUGUGGACAUACUCAACGUGCGGAAAAUACUUUCUUCUGCUAGCCACAGCUUUGCCUGCCACCAUCCAAGGUGACAGCUUGGCUUUAUUCUUAAACAUGCCACACUUGGGUACAGAGGCCGCGUCUCCUCUAACCUGGUUUGUCUCCCUGCACAGCAUCUCCCACGUGGCUGCGGGAUGCAGUGUUCUCCCUGUCUUACACGAGCUCAUCCUUCUGCAGGUGCUUCAUGCAGACAUCUGCACCCAAGGCCCCCUUCUGCAAAGUGCCGAUGUCAUUGUGAUGAACAAUGUCUUCGAAUAUUUUCUUACUGAGGCUGAACAGGCCAGGGCCUGGAACUACAUCAUCCAAAAUGUAAGGAAACAAGGGUCACUGUUAGUGACAGUACCGAGUCUCCAAGAUUCUCUCGUAGGUCUUGAGAUUAAUGUGCAGCUGUCCUCCUGGGUGGAAGAGAUACCACUGGACCUCGAUGUGUACCCAGAAAGGGACAUUGACAGAGAAGCUCUGGAACAAAUUCACUUAUAUAAGGUUCUCUAGCACUGAAGCAACAUCUCUAGUGUGGUGUUAACCCAUCUGCUUUGUGUAUUCAUUUCAAGUUUUAUGUGUAUGAUUAUGUGCCUGUCAAUAGUUGAUAUGAUUAUCCAUAUACACUAGCUGUAUAUGGAUAUAAGAAACUGUAAUUAGAUAAUUAAAUAUUUAUCUGAAA